Molecule: messenger RNA, 1761 nt
Organism: Chiroxiphia lanceolata (lance-tailed manakin)
Lineage: Eukaryota; Metazoa; Chordata; Aves; Passeriformes; Pipridae
Product: feather keratin Cos2-2-like
Exons: 5
Coding region: 588-971 (127 amino acids)
Cellular component (GO): intermediate filament
Molecular function (GO): structural constituent of cytoskeleton
Source: RefSeq, a predicted model, not a curated record
AGGCUCCCUGAGACAGUAAAUGAUUCCAUCCAUUCAGUUGGUGGGAUUUAAUAUGGAAACUGUGUAGGAAAUUAAAAAAAAAAAAAAAAAAAAAGGCAUGAUGAGGCCAAGAACCCUGACCUGGUUAUGAGCUGAUCAGUGGAGUGACAGCUGAGGCUUUGCUCUGUUUGUCUUAAAGGGGUUUUAUUUCUCAAUUCCCGGGUGCCUGGAGCCAGCAGCACAGCAGGAUAAUCACACAGCACCGGGAAUGCAGGACCCAUUAAUGAGCACCUGGCCCUGGCAGCUGAUGGGGAGGACGCCGAGCUCCUGAUAAGAGUCUCCGCCUCGGGGAUCCCUCCAGCACAGCUCAGCGCUUGGGAGGCAUCUGCAGAGGAGGAUUUUUACUGCUCUGUCAGAGGAGCAAACGAGGAGCAGAAAAGCAGCUAAAUCCACACUGAGACAAUUGUUCCUUGGGAACCAACCAUUACCUAAGGGAUGAUUUUUGAUGCAGGAUUUUCAUUAAAAAGCAUAAAUCACCUGCAGCUCCAGAGGGGUCCUAAGGCAAAAGCCUUUGUGGGAACUGGGGAACAAAAGGUUUCCUGGGAUUUAUGCAGAUGGAGCUUUGUGCAGCGGGGCUGAACACGGGGACCUGCAGUGGCCCUGUGAAGUGUGUCCCCAGCCAGGUGUGGCCCUGCCCCAUGUCUCCCUUCCAGGAGUGCUGCCUGCCAGGGUUGCAGUGCCCCGAGCCCUUUGCUGUGACCUGCAAUGAGACCUGUGUGAUCCAGUACCCCGACACCGUGGUGGACAUCGUGGAGCCCCACCAGCCCCCCUACUCCCUGAUCUACCCCGGGCCCAGGCUCACCACCUUCCCCCAGCAAACCAUCGUGGGAUCCACCGUCCUGGACGUCAGGAGCUUCCUUGGAGCCAGGGGAGCCCUGGGGUUUAGGGAACUUGCAGGCCAACCCAAACCCACCACGGAUAUCUGUGGAUAGACUGAAAAGCAGGACUGAGCACUAAAGAGCCCGACUAAGUUUAUGGAUAAUGGAUUAGAGAAGUGCUGAGCUCCCGAGGUUCCCAGUGGAGUCAAUAAAUCCAUGGCUUCCUGGCACUAGACCUGCCCGAGGACUAGAAUUUCCAAACUCCAAGAAACUGAAAUUUCACCACUGACCUGGUUCAAAAUUAGGAUGAAAUAAACCCCCGAAUUUUCCGAGAAACCAGAUUUUCUAAAAAAAAAAAAAAAAAUCUUUAUUUUUUUCUUGGUUUGGUAAAACUGUGUGUCAAUAAAUUCAUUUUUAUGCCAACAUUGAUGUUCUAUUAUCAAUUUAUCUCCAAAUAAAAAGUAUAAAAUAGAUCAAAAGAGUAGGUCUGAAAAUCUUGGGUUCCAAAAUGAAAUUUUAUCUAAAUUCAUAUUCAUUUGUAAAUUUUACUGAACCAGCAUUGAAAAACAAACAAACAAAAAAAAAGCAGCUCUACUUGGCAUUUCUUAAAAUUAGGUCUUUGUAAGUCUUUCUUUUGCUUUAUUUCUGCUUAGACCCACAAUGUAAUGCUUUCCCAGCUUCUUUUUCUGCCUAUAUCUCAUUGGAUACAAGCCAGGGCAAACCCAAAAAUAUUAAGCACUUGUAAUUGCAGAUUUUUUUUACCAAAUCCUUCUGACCAAAGAAGAGCAAAAUCAUGGAACUGGGGAUUCAUUGUGGACCCUCCUGAAGUCCUGAAAGUCUUUGAUUAUAUCCAGAGAGUUUUGCUCGUGUAUAUUCAGCUUCUCAUUCCCAUUAAAUUCUGUCU